AUGAUAGAUGAAUGGUUUCAGAUGGAAGGAUCGGGAGCUUUAGAAGACUGGCUCGCCCAGCAAACUGGAUUAAUCACAGGAAGUGAAUCAGCCCAGGCAUUGUGGACUACCACACUGAAUGUCCCGCCAUCCUUCUGCAGUGAGAGCUGCUCACCUGGACAUCGAAAAGCCACUCGGCAGGGAACACCAGUGUGUUGCUUUGACUGUGUCCUGUGUUCAAAAGGGGAGAUAACAAAUCAGACAGAUGCCAUUGCAUGCUUGAAAUGUCCAGAAAAUGAAUGGUCCAAUGGGAAGCAGAAUAAGUGCAUUCUGAAACAAGUAGAGUUCCUUUCAUUUGAUGAUCCUCUAGGAAUAGCUUUAUCUUCCAUUGCUGUCUUUUGCUGCUUAAUAACAUUGACAAUAUGUAUAAUUUUCUCAAAGAAUAAUAACACACCGAUUGUAAAAGCCAACAAUCGUGAACUUAGCUAUGUUUUGCUUCUUACACUCAUGAUGUGUUUCCUCUGUUGCUUUAUCUUCAUUGGACGCCCUCAACCAAUCAGCUGCAUGCUACGUCAGGUUGCCUUUGGUGUGGUAUUUUCAUUUGCAGUUUCUUGUAUUCUAACCAAGACUGUCAUUGUCAUUGUGGCAUUUUCUGCCACAAAGCCAGGAAGCAAACUCAAAAAAUGGGCAGAGCUCAAGAUACAUAAUGUUAUUAUCAUUUUCUGCACCGCUCUUCAGAUCGGGAUUUGCAUUAUUUGGUUGACAACAUCUCCACCUUCUCCUGAACAGAAUACAAAAUCUGAGACUGAGAAGAUCAUUUUGGAGUGUAAUGAGGGCUCAGGAACAGCAUACUGGAGCAUGAUGGGAUACAUGGGAAUUCUUGCUAGUGUUAGCCUAAUUGUAGCAUUUUUAGCGCGAAAACUGCCUGACAGUUUCAAUGAAGCUAAAUACAUCACAUUCAGCAUGAUUGUUGUCCUCAGUGUGUGGUUCUCAUUUAUCCCAGCCUAUAUGAGUACAAAAGGGAAGUACAUGGUCGCAGUAGAGAUUUUUGCAAUCUUAUCCUCUAGUUCUGGGAUCCUGGGGUGCAUAUUUUUUCCAAAAUGCUACAUCAUUCUUCUGAGGCCUGAUAUGAACACAAGGGAACAUCUAAUAGGCAAAAAAGUAAAGGACUAA
This is a messenger RNA of Protopterus annectens (West African lungfish), 1152 nucleotides long. Its product is annotated as vomeronasal type-2 receptor 26-like. Gene Ontology annotation, cellular component: membrane. Gene Ontology annotation, molecular function: G protein-coupled receptor activity. The transcript is spliced from 4 exons. The record is from RefSeq and is a predicted model, not a curated record. Lineage: Eukaryota; Metazoa; Chordata; Ceratodontiformes; Protopteridae. The coding region runs from base 1 to 1152 and encodes 383 amino acids. Gene Ontology annotation, biological process: G protein-coupled receptor signaling pathway.